Molecule: messenger RNA, 807 nt
Organism: Penicillium waksmanii
Lineage: Eukaryota; Fungi; Ascomycota; Eurotiomycetes; Eurotiales; Aspergillaceae
Product: ATP-dependent RNA helicase mrh4
Exons: 1
Coding region: 1-807 (268 amino acids)
Biological process (GO): maturation of LSU-rRNA from tricistronic rRNA transcript (SSU-rRNA, 5.8S rRNA, LSU-rRNA)
Cellular component (GO): nucleolus
Molecular function (GO): ATP binding; nucleic acid binding
Source: RefSeq, a predicted model, not a curated record
AUGCCGUUGCCCAUUCGGUCUUCCAUAUGUUUCUUGUGUCAAACAAGGACUGUCCUCCCUCCAGCAUCUACCCUCCUCCCAUCAUGGCAGGCCACACGAUCCAUGGCCUCCGCGCGUUCGGAGCGCAAACCUAGUCGCAUGAGUCUUUCGCCAAAUGUCGCCAGAUCUUCUAUUAACAAACCUCGCUCGGGGCGUGGUCGCGCUGGCCCCUUUAAUGCAAUGAAUCAAACAGAAGCUCGUAUUAGGGAUGACCCUCGUCCUCGUUCCCAAGCCUCCCUCAAGCGUUCGAAAACGGAGGGUAAGGAUGAGAAAAGGAAGGAAGCGCCACUCUAUAAAGCCUUGAAAAUGCAGACUACCCUAGCCCCCGUCACCUAUGGUCGUCGUACGGCCAUCAAAUCCAAAAUCUCCAAUCUCACCAGCUUCGAUCAUUUCCCUCUUCUCCCUGUGGUCCGACACUCCAUCUUCUCUCAGGGUCUGCCUGGUCUCGCCGAUGUGAGCCCAACUCCGAUUCAACGAGUGGCCAUUCCCCAACUCCUCGCUGCGAUCCCGAAACAUCAGCAGAAGCAGCUCGGUCCCGAUGACCCCCAGUACGAACAAUUUCUUCUCGCCGCCGAAACCGGUUCAGGCAAGACAUUGGCGUACCUCCUCCCAGUUCUGGAUGCCAUCAAGCGCGCAGAAGCCCGAGACUUGGAGGAAGAGAAGAUACUGGCGGAGGAAAAGGCCAAGGAGCGCGAGGAGAGGCUGAAGAACCGAACAUAUGAGCUUGAGCCCGAGGAACCCCCCCAUGACGGAUUGCGGCCGGCCUAG